AUGGCUUCAAUACCUGAAGGUCCACCGGCUCCAGCCUUUACUGGUGUGAGCGGCCUUAACCCACAAACUGCUCUGCUGGACGCAUUCUUUCCAGGAUUCUCCCUCAUCUCAACAGGUUUACUUAAAUAUACCAAAAUCGACCUCUCACUCUACCUACCAAUGGUUCUAGCAACAGGAGCUGUCAUCUUUUCCUGGCGAUACCUCUACGAUUGGACGUGGGAACUAAUCGACAAAUAUGCCAUGUCAUCCGCCGAUAUCCGCAUAGAUGAUGAAAUGUACAAUAUGCUUAUGGGAUGGAUUGCCAAUCAGAACUUUGCAAAAAGCUCGCGCAAAUUUGUUGCCAAUACCAAUCUCAAUAGUCGCAUGUGGUAUCUUUGGCGCGACGAUGAGGAUGAAGAGGAUGAAGAUGAUGAUGAGAUCAUCGACUUCGACAAAGACUCGAAUCCAGUAGCGAAAAUUGGUGGGAAACAAGAGAAGAAAGUGCGAUUUACGCCAUCUUUUGGCACUCAUUACUUUUGGUACAAAGGAAAGCUGCUUCAAUUUCGAAGAAUAAAAGAUGAGCGGCAGCAAUCCUAUGGAUCGCUUAGCGAGAGGGAAGAGGUAUCCGUCGCUUGUUUUGGGAGGGAUCCGAGCAUUCUGAAAACGUUACUGGAUGAGUGCCGUACUCUGUUUUUGAAAUCCGAUGAAAGUCGGACAGUAAUUUAUCGUGGAAAUUUGAAAUCAACCGGCGGAGCAAGCGAGCCUCAAUGGACUCGAUGUAUCUCCAGAGUUUCGAGACCUUUCUCGACAGUCGUAUUAGACGAGAGUGUCAAGCAGAAACUUCUCGAUGACAUGAGAGAUUAUCUACAUCCAUACACUCGCCGCUGGUACUCAAAUCGAGGCAUUCCAUACCGUCGAGGAUACCUCCUCUAUGGCCCACCAGGCACAGGCAAAUCCUCACUCAGCUUCGCAAUAGCCGGCUACUUCAAACUCAAAAUCUACAUCGUCUCCCUCAACUCUCCCUCCAUGGACGAAGAACACCUCUCCACCCUCUUCGCCGACCUCCCCAAACAAUGUGUCGUCCUCCUCGAAGACAUCGACACCGCCGGUCUAACACACACCCGCGAAGACCCUUCCUCCUCUGAUAAACCAACAACCACCACCCUUCCUGGAAACACACUCAUAUCCUCGCUCACCCCUCCAGCGUCCCGACCAGGCCGGAUCUCUCUCUCCGCAUUACUCAACAUCAUCGACGGCGUAGCCAGCCAAGAAGGCCGCGUCCUAAUCAUGACGACGAACCACAAAGACAAGCUCGACGAAGCCCUCAUCCGACCCGGUCGCGUGGACAUGACGGUCGAAUUCAAUCUCGCGUCUACAUCCAUGCUCUCCACUAUCUUCCGCGGCAUUUACGCCACGCUCGAAGGCGACAUCCCUGAUCACCCUACCUCUGAUCUCAUUCGCACACCUUCAUCUUCCAAAGAUAGCGAAAUCGAGGAGUUGCGUCUCCGUAAUGAGUUUCUGGCGAAACGCAAGAGGGAUGAGGAGGAGGUGGAGAGACUGGCAGAAGAAUUUGCGAGUAAGAUUCCAAGUGGGACGUUUAGUCCUGCAGAGGUGCAGGGGUAUCUUUUGAAGCAUAAGAGGGAGCCUGAAGUAGCGGUUAGGGGGGCGGAGGAGUGGGUUGUCGAGACGAAGAGGUUGAAGGAGAGGGUUAGGGAGAGGGAGAUGAGAGAGGAGAACGAAAGAGCGAAGGCGGAAAAGGAGGCGGCGGAGAAAAAGGAGAAGGAAGAUGCUGAGGAAAAAGCUAAAGAGGAGGGGGAGAAGGGAGAGACAAAGAACGUUGAGAAAAGCGAUUAG
Messenger RNA from Glarea lozoyensis ATCC 20868, 1833 nucleotides. Its product is annotated as P-loop containing nucleoside triphosphate hydrolase. The record is from RefSeq and is a predicted model, not a curated record. Gene Ontology annotation, molecular function: ATP binding; ATP hydrolysis activity. Bases 1 to 1833 code for a protein of 610 amino acids. Gene Ontology annotation, cellular component: mitochondrial inner membrane. Lineage: Eukaryota; Fungi; Ascomycota; Leotiomycetes; Helotiales; Helotiaceae. The transcript has a single exon. Gene Ontology annotation, biological process: mitochondrial respiratory chain complex III assembly; protein insertion into mitochondrial inner membrane from matrix.